This is a messenger RNA of Diplodia corticola, 786 nucleotides long. Its product is annotated as carbohydrate esterase family 12 protein. The record is from RefSeq and is a predicted model, not a curated record. Gene Ontology annotation, molecular function: hydrolase activity. The transcript is spliced from 3 exons. The coding region runs from base 1 to 786 and encodes 261 amino acids. NCBI's taxonomy places the organism in Eukaryota, Fungi, Ascomycota, Dothideomycetes, Botryosphaeriales, Botryosphaeriaceae.
AUGCUCUUCCUCCCCGCCGCCUUCCUGCUCCUCAGCAGCGCCUCGGCCCUGCCCCAGCCGUCCGUCAAGCGCGCAGACACGAAGCCCGCCGCCUUCUUCCUCGCCGGCGACAGCACCACGGCCGUGCAGUCGGACAUCGGCGGCGGCUGGGGCACCGGCUUUCUCGAGACGACGCUGCAAAACGGCGCCACGGGCGCCAACUACGGCCACAACGGCGCCACCACCGUGAGCUUCCGCGCCGACGGCGACUGGGACACGGUGCUGCAGGCCGUCCGGGACGCCGUCGACGAAUACACGCCUUACGUGACCAUUCAGUUCGGCCACAACGACCAGAAGACGGACAAGAACAUCACCAUCGACCAUUACAAGGCGAACCUGGCCCAGUUCGUCCAGGACGUGCGCGACGCGGGCGGCAAGCCGAUCCUCGUCACCCCCCUCUCCCGCCGGCAAUACGCGCCCCCGGCCAACACGACCAUCACCCGCAACCUCGCCGCCCACAGCGCCGCCACCCUCGCCGUGGCUUCCGCUUCGUCCGCCCUCUCCAUCGACCUCAACGCCGCCAGCGUCGCGUACCUCGACGCCAUCGGCCUCGACGCGGCGUACACGUACAACCUCGUCGCGGGGGACCGCACGCACCUGAACGCGGCGGGGAGCGUGGUGUUUGGGAACAUGGUUAGUUGGUUGAUGGGGAAGGAGAUUGGGGAGGAGGAAGGGUUGGAGGAGUGGACGGUGCCGGGGGGGAGCUAUGUCGAGGCGUUUGAGGCGGGGGUUUAUAUUGCGGCUUGA